AUGAGGAAGAAGGUUUGGCUCAAGGAGAAGAAGUAUUGUUCCCCUGAAAUUCAAAACGAACAGAUUUCUCUUAUGGGAUUGUGUAUUUUGAGAGGUCUUUUGUCUGAAAUUAGAAAUGCACGGUACUAUUCCGUUAUUGCUGACGAGGCAACAGAUGUUGGUCACAAGGAACAACUUGUGGUUUGUAUCAGGUGGGUGGAUGAUAAUUUUGAUAUCCACGAGGACCCAAUUCAGCUUAUCAAUGUUCCAAAAACUGACGCACAGACUUUGACUACUUGUAUCAAGGAUUGUUUGUUGAGAUGCUGUCUGCCCAUGUCUCAAUGCCGCAGUCAGGCAUACGAUGGUGCAGGUAAUAUGAAUGGAUAUUUAAAUGGUGUGGCGGCUAAAAUUCAAAAUGAUGUACCAUCAGCACUCUACGUGCACUGUCUGGCCCAUUGCACUAAUUUAUGUUUACAAACAAUAGGUCGUCAGUGUCAACCUGUAAGAGAUGCAUUGGAUCUGGCCAGGGGUGUUGCUGAUCUUAUUAGAUACUCCCCCAAAAGAUCGUCAUUAUUUCAAGCUCUGCAGGCUCAACUACCUCCAGGCUCUGACCGUUCACCUUCGUUAAAACCUUUGUGUCCUACAAGGUGGACUGUGCGCACCUCAGCACUGCAUUCGAUUUUGAACAAUUAUUGUGUGCUGUGUGAAACAUUACAGAAGGUUAAUGCUGAAUGCCGCGAUGAGUAUGGGCGUACUGCUGGUGGGUACCUUGCUCAAAUGGAAAAGUUUAGUACGUAUCUCGGUCUCAAAAUGUCUCAUUUAAUCUUUGGUGCUGGUGAGCAGCUAUCCAUAUCAUUGCAGGGGAAAGACACAACUUUGCAGGAGGCUACGACAGCGGCAGAUUUAGCAGUAUGUCAUCUUGAACGGCUGAGGACUGAUGAGAAGUUUCAUUCGUUUUAUGAGGAUGUAGUCAAAUGCUCAAAGAAUCUCACAGCACCACCUUGCCUCCCAAGAUACAGGCGUCCACCACAAAGACUGGAUGAGGCAGGCUUAACUAGCCAUGAAUUUUCUUCCCCUGAAUGUUAUUUCAAGCAGCAGUAUUUUGAAGUGUUAGAUUUGCUGGUUAAUGAACUCAAACGACGGUUCCAGCAGAAGAGAGGUAUGCCUGUGGCAGCUACUAUUGAGAAGCUACUAUUAGAUGCAGUAAAUGGUACGUACACCAUGGAUGGUACUGCUUUACCAGAAGAACUACAACUCUACAAAGAUGACCUUGAUUUAUCUCGACUGAAAUACCAGCUAUCAAUGCUUCCAGAUGUUGUCCAAGUCAGAAAUCGAAAGCUUGAAAACAAUCCACCAAUUACAGAAGUGACAAAUGUAAGAACAAUAUGUUCUAUCAUGGCUGAUAUUUCUCUCUGUAAGGAGAUGCUUUCAGAAGUUGUUUACUUGAUUAAACUUUUCUACACUAUUCCUGUCACCACCUCUACUGCUGAGAGAACAUUUUCAGCACUUAGGAGAUUGAAGACAUAUCUGAGAACCACAAUGAGUCAGGAAAGACUAAAUCAUGCAAUGUCUCUCUAUGUGCACAAGGACAGAACGGAUAACAUAGAUCUAGAUGAAAUUGCAAAUUCCUUUAUAACUGUUAAUGAGAGGAGAAGAAACUUUUUUGGUCAUGUUUAG
This is a messenger RNA of Corticium candelabrum, 1656 nucleotides long. RefSeq names its product zinc finger MYM-type protein 1-like. The coding region runs from base 1 to 1656 and encodes 551 amino acids. The record is from RefSeq and is a predicted model, not a curated record. The transcript has 2 exons. NCBI's taxonomy places the organism in Eukaryota, Metazoa, Porifera, Homoscleromorpha, Homosclerophorida, Plakinidae. Gene Ontology annotation, molecular function: protein dimerization activity.